GUGCGUGUGUGUGUGUGCGUGUCUGUGAAAGAGAGAGAGGGAGAGAGAUCGCACAUGCUCACUGCUGUUGCAGUCUGCUCGCAUAGCAGCCCUUCCUUCAGGAGUGCAACGUAAGUUGUAUUUAUCAUGCUGCGCUCUCAUGUUCAUUGCGCGAUGUUUGUGUCGUGUACAUUAGCUGCCGUGUGUUCUAUCAGGUGGAAUGUGGUAUAACUUGCAUGUUUAUGCUGCUUCGUUGAAGUGAAUAUCUUUAGUGCGAGUGAGAUGCACUUAUUAGAUAGUAUAGCCGCGCGUGAUCAAUGAAACAACAGAAAUGUAACUUAAUAUACGUAUGAACAGAAUUGUGUAUGCACGCUGCGUACAAGGCACGGUGUUACUUUAGCAGGUUCAUUAUGGUGCACAUAUACACUAGUUAGCAGGUUAAUUAUAGUGCACAUAUACACUAGUUAGCAGGUUAAUUGUAAAUAAUAUGAGGUUGUUUUUCACGAGCCCGAGAGGAAAGAAAGGUCUCAACAUUUUGCUAAUCCGCGCUUAUUUGGAAAACACAAGUGCGUACGUGUGCACAUUCGCACAUUUUAAAGUGUGACCUCAGCUGCGACCGAGUCAUCUGGAACCAUAAAGGACGCGCAGAUUGAAUCAUCCUCGCUAAAUGGCAGACCGCGCGUAACGUCGCUCCGCUAACGGCCGGAUGCCGAGAGCACAUUACAGAAAAAAUCCCAUUCACGCCACGCAGGAGGUCUCGCGCCGGCGUGCGGUUAACGGCGAAGCGCUGAGGGAUAGAUAAUUCGCAGUCGCGUAGAAGGAAAACAGGAAAACAAGAGACGGUGGGAAAAAAACCCCCCAAAAUAAAGUGGUUAUUCAAGCAUUACAGACAUACCUUUUUAUUCUGCCCCCCCCCCUCGACCCUUGGCUUCCCACCACACUGAAAAUAAAUAAAUAAAGAUGCCCGCUUGGAAGGAACACCCUGUUUUCAAAGGGAUGGCCAAUAAAGGCGUAUGAAGGCCAACAAAAGUGUACUUGUAGUCGUGCAGCGUAGGCCCCCGUCACGCGCAGGAAAUUCUCGGCCCCGCACGGCCCUCUUGUUUAUGUAAUGGCUGGCAGUGAAAACGCGUCCAAUGUGCAUUAAUAGUCGGGAGCAAUUUUACGGCAGAUUUGCCCACGUGGGAUGUUUAAACAGCUCCCUGGGGGGGGGGCGGUGGAUGAGGAGGGAGCCUGGAGAGAGAGAGGGCAGCUCAUCGCAGGAAAGCUACAAGCGGGUGUAGUGGCGCGCGAUUGAACAAGUGCUCAUUGUCAAGGGCAGGAAAGUUGGCUGCAGAGAUUAUGUUGACCGAGAAUCGAUAAGCUCGGGCAGUAGAACAGUAACCAAAUAAUUUACCAACAUUCGUCGAGGCUUGUCAGUCGUGUUUUUUUUGUUCCUAUUAAUGUUUGUCAAACCCUGUCUUUUUUUAACAUUCCUUUUUUGUUUUCAACCAGGCACAGCAGUUGACUUGUUUACGCUGUAAUUCAUGAAGGACAUAAAUUAAUAGCUUGCCAAAGAACAAAACCUUUUUCUCAAAGUCAUUUUAAUUUGUUUCGACAAUUCAAUGGUGUACGGCCGCACUGAUGAAGACACGGACUCGCCUGUCGUCCGUCAUUAAGCGGGGGUGACGACAGAUGGAGUCGCGGUGGCUGGACCAACAAGCCGUGCCCUACACCCUCAAGAUGUCGUCCGUGCAGCGUUUCGGAAGUGUCCUCGUGGAGAGAAGCCCCAUGGGCCCUGUGCACUACAGCCCUGCUAGCCUACAGGACGCGCAACCGCCCGCUGCCGGCCCCCGCCGUCCAAGCACUGAGCCCACAGCUGCCCCGUUGCACAGCUUGCCUCGCUAUGGCGAAACGGCGGGGAGGAGGAAUGGAUUACCGCACCAUCGCUCCUGGGCCUCUGCAGACGGCGAACAUCACGCAGGAACCCAACAACAGUAUCAGCAGCCGCAGCAGAAUCUUGAUCAGCAGCAUCAUCAACAACAGCAGCUCUAUCAGCAUCACCAUGACCAUCACGGUCUCCAUCAUAAUAAUAAUCAUCACCAUCAACACGUUGGUCCCCAUGCAGCGCCACAGAAAAACACCGUCAUUAAUUUGGCAAGUGGAAAGGCCAAGGAGGUUUCUGGGGAUUGGUCCAAGGUGGCCGCAUUGUCUCCGUCCACUGGUAGCAGUGUUGGCGGUGGACCCAGCAGUGGAAGUGGUGGCAGCGGUGGUGGUGGUGGUGGCCACCAGCCAGCUUCGACCACAAAUCCGCCGGGUGUGGUGAUGCGGAGGGCAGGUGGCCGCAAGGUGAAGGCGGAAACGGGCAGCCAGCGUGAGAGUCAGCUGUUCGCGAUGGAACUCGCAGAGCUUAUGUCCAGCGCCACGGCAAACUCGGAGACGCGCGAUCUCGGCCUCCCGGGCCUCCCGCUGGGCGGUCUUCUGACGCCGGCCGAUGUGGAGGGCCUUCUGAAGCGGGCGUACGGACGUGAGGGCAUUGAGUCGUGCCUCCACAUCCUGUUGCGCUGCUCUGAGGACCUAAAGCAGUGCACCGAGAUUAUCCGCAGGAGCAUCCGGCAGCGGAAGAGCUCGCCCAACGGCGGCGGCGGCAGUGACGAAGACGCAGAGACCCAGUACCGGCAGCUCGUGUCGCAGCUGUCGAUGCACUUGAGAAAGCUGCCGACCCCGCAGGAGGGCUUGGAUGGACCUCGGCAAGAGGCGCUCGCUGACUUCCUGCAGAGCCUCUGUGAGCUGCAGGGGGUGGCGGAGCAUGGGGGCGAGCGGCCGCCCCGAUACGAGGAUGUCGUCGGGCCUGUGAUCCCGGACGCUGUUGGCGGCGCUAAAGCUGGGAGCCCCCUCGAAGGGCUGUCGGAUGAUGAGCGUGUUGCCGCUGCCAGAUCGCCGGUUAGUGACGUCCUCUCGGGUUCGGUGCCCGUGCAAAUUCGGCGGGUCUUACCAGAAGAAGGGGUCGGAUGUACGGAGGCCUUGCACAUCGUGGAAGAACGAGAAGAUGUUGGCGUGAGCCCCAAGUCCUCUCUUCCAACUACCGCUCAGGGCCAAGGUCUCUUUCUCUCAUCAGACAAACAGUUGCAAAGCCCAAGAUAUGUUUAUGCACCUUGGGUUUCUAGACAAUGGAACUUGGAAGCAGUGGGGUCUCCUUCGCAGGUCAUCGGUAAGCAGGGCCUAGUACAGGAUUUUCCUAGAGCCGGGCAAUUCACCCAUGAUGGCGUGAGUGGGGUGACCCUUCCGGAGACAGGUGCGGCAGUGGCGCAUCGUACGGGCAUGCAGCGUCCUUCAGUGAUCGUCAGCCACCGAGGAAACCGUCCGGGAGAGCGGCAUGUGGAGACAUCCCCAAGCCACGAGGAGGAGAUGAUGGAUCUCGAAAGGUUAAUCAAUGAGUUGGAGGAAUUCUCUCGCAGCGCGGGUUGCGCAGAUAACGGUGGCAGCGGGGACACGGCGACGCGGAAACAUUCGGCAACAGCACCCAGCGCCUCAACCGGGACGGCGAUCUCGGCAAGCGGACUCCGCUCCGACAAGGAGGCUGUAGAUCGAGAGAAUCAGGUUCAACAUCGGGUUAUUGGAUCGGCUCGUUCUACAACAACAGAUUCUCCGCUCGUUGACGGCGUCAAGCAGUCGUAUCGGAUCGAAUCGCUCGCCAACAGAUGGGGCGCCGGGAGACAUGGAGCUGAUCAGGUGGUGCUCAGUCAGUCGCCGAGGGUGCUGAAGGUCGCGCCCGCAAGCAGCACAGCCGCCGGCGUCAAGGACAAGAAGUCGCUGCCUCCGGCACUGCCCAAGCCGCAGGUGGCGCCGGCUCACUCGCUCGUGCCGCGCUUCUACUUCCCGCACGGCCGCCCGGCGCCCACCGGCCCCACGUCGGACCAGAUGAUCGAGCGGGUGGAGGAGUCGUUCACGCCUUACCCGGACGAGCGCGCCGACAUUCAUCAGAUGGCCACCGUGGCCAAGGCCUGUGGCUGCCCUGUUUACUGGAAGUCGGCGCUGUUCCAUGCGGCGAGCGGGGAGCGAACGGGUUUCGUGUCCGUGCACACCUUUGUGGCCAUGUGGAGAAAGCUCUUGCGAACUUGCCACGACGACUCGGCCAAGUUUGUCGCUCUGCUCGCGCGUCCCGGCUGCAGUUACCUGGUGCAGGAGGACUUCAUCCCCUUGCUGCAGGACAUCGUGGACAGUCACCCUGGGCUCACAUUUUUGAAGGAGGCACCGGAAUUCCACUCGCGGUACAUCACAACGGUGAUCCAGAGAGUGUUUUACACUGUGAAUCGCUCGUGGUCGGGACGGAUUUCGCUGACCGAGCUACGGAAAAGCAACUUCCUGCAGACGCUGGCGCUACUCGAGGAGGAGGAGGACAUCAACCAAAUCACCGACUACUUCUCCUACGAGCACUUCUACGUCAUCUACUGCAAGUUCUGGGAGCUGGACACGGACCACGACCUCUACAUUGACCGCAAGGACCUGGAAAAGCACAACGACCACGCGAUCUCAAGCCGGAUGAUCGACAGGAUAUUCUCCGGAGCUGUCACGAGGGGACCGGCCACCAAGCGCGAGAAGCGGAUGAGCUACGCCGACUUUGUGUGGUUUCUCAUCUCGGAAGAAGACAAAAAGACCGCGACGAGCGUGGAGUACUGGUUCCGCUGCAUGGACCUGGACGGCGACGGCGUUCUGUCCAUGUACGAGCUGGAGCACUUCUACGGCGAGCAGUGCGCCCGCAUGGACAAGCUCGGCAUCGAGCCCCUGCCGCUCAGCGACUGCCUCUGCCAGAUGCUCGACCUCGUCAAGCCCCAGGUGGAAGGCAAAAUCACGCUGAAGGAUCUGAAGCGGUGCAGAAUGGCGUACGUCUUUUUCGACACGUUCUUCAACCUCGAGAAGUACCUGGAGCACGAGCAGAAGGACCCCUUCUCCGUCCAAAAGGAGGCAGACGGGGAGGUGCCCGAGUCCUCGGACUGGGAUCGCUACGCCGCGGAGGAGUACGAGAUCCUGGUCGCAGAGGAGUCGGCAAACCAGCGGAUGCAGGCCAUCUCGUACGAGGAGGAUCUGGAGGAGGCGCUGCUGGGGAAGCAGGUCGGGCGACUAACCCUGAGCGACCCUCCCAACCCAACCACGCGCUUCAGCGACGACCAGUAUGAGUACGACGACGACUUCGAGUACUGAACGCGACGACAUCGCCCUCCCGUGUCCCUUCCCUGCCCGUCUGCCCGCACACCCAUCCGUCCGUCUGUCCAUAUAUUUGCCCUGUCUGCUUGCCGAUCCAACCAUUCAUCCAUCCGCGUGUACAUUUUUAAUUCUCUUCCGUCUUCUUUACGUCCAUCUUUCCGCCUUUUAAUUUGUCCAUCCUUUCGUCACUUAUCUUGUCCGCCUGUAAAUCUUUCUACACAUCAGCUUGUCUGUCCAUAUUGACUGAAUACCAAAAGGCUAAAUGCUUAUUGUGCGCGUGCGUCUCUAUAUUUCUGUAUCCGUCACUUUCACAAACUCUCACCGUCUAGCUGUCUGUACGGCUCUCAUUGAGGGAGACUCAUGCCGGAUUCUUUCUCAAAUCCAUGCAUUUGUACAUAGACCACAGAGGACUCUGCAGGUCACGCUGAGGUUAGGUUCAUUGAAGCCAAACCAAACAGGGCCGAGUACAGCCUUCGCUUCUAUCGGUGGCUAGUCCAAGUGAAGCUCAGCACUGGCCAGGCACAGUGAGCAACUUGGUAGCCCCUUGCUGUGAUGUGUUGACGCCCCAGCGGUGUCUCAGCGUUUUUUCCCCCCGGCUUGGCCGUGCUAAACCGGGCUAGAAUUGAUGACGCAGCGCUAAGCAGGACGAGGGACGGCUUUUUAUAGGCUUGGGCUAUGCUGGGCUGGUUCUCAGCGUUGCAGAGUUAACGUGUUUGAAUUAACCGUGUGUUAAUGUAAUCGGAUCGCCAAAGCCAAGUAUUUGUAAUCCUGCGUUAUUACUCUUUGGGUGUUUUUUUUGUAUGUAAUCAGAUCAUGGUUAGGUAGCAUGUAGCGGUAAACUACUUCUUGUGAUUACUUUCAUUUUGUUGCAUUCGUAAGUGUUAAAAUAACAAUUACAACGGGGAAU
Petromyzon marinus (sea lamprey) is the source of this 6067-nucleotide messenger RNA. NCBI's taxonomy places the organism in Eukaryota, Metazoa, Chordata, Hyperoartia, Petromyzontiformes, Petromyzontidae. The record is from RefSeq and is a predicted model, not a curated record.